AGUUUAUCGUCGUGAAAUACGAAGGAAGUAAACACGUAUUUGAGGUUUUCAUCGUUGUUUGCAGUGCCUGGCGUCUACUCCUUCUACAAAAACAGAUCCAUAACAGCAAGUUUGCACUAAUAUUUAAUUUUAAGUUCCUUAUAUUGCAGAAUAGUUUGAACUAUGCAAAACUACGCAGACGCUGUCAAGGACUUUGCCGAGAGACAUGCAACUUGUCUCACAGUUGUCUUUGCUGCAGGGGUAGGCAUGCUGGCCUUCCGCAGAUGGAUGGCAGGGGGAGUGUGUCGGAGCAAGGCCACGCUGGAUGGGAAAACAGUCCUCAUCACUGGAGCCAACACUGGCAUUGGGAAGGAGACGGCCCUGGACAUGGCCCAGAGAGGGGCCAGAGUGAUCCUGGCCUGCAGGGACAUGACCAAAGCCCGCAUCGCAGCAGAUGAGAUACGUCAGAAGAGUGGGAAUGGCAACGUGGUGGUAAAGAAGCUUGACCUGGCCUCACUGCAGUCUGUCAGACACCUGGCCAAAGACCUGGAGGAGAAUGAGGAGCACUUGGACAUCCUUAUCAACAAUGCAGGUAUUAUGAUGUGUCCUAAGUGGAAGACUGAAGAUGGCUUUGAAAUGCAAUUUGGUGUCAAUCACCUGGGACAUUUUCUUCUCACCAACUGUCUCCUUGACCUGCUGAAGAAAUCGACACCAAGUCGCAUUGUUAUUGUCUCCAGUCUGGCACACGAGAGAGGUCACAUACACUUUGAUGACAUUAACCUUGAUAAAGACUACAAACCUGAGAAGAGCUACCGGCAAAGCAAGCUAGCCAAUGUUCUCUUCUGCAGGGAACUGGCUGCAAGACUGAAAGGCACUGGCGUAACAGUGUACAGUCUUCAUCCUGGGGUCAUCCGCACAGAGUUAGGUCGCCAUCUAUUUACUAGCUUUCCUCUGUGGAAGAAGAUAAUAGCAAAGACCUUCAUGAUGCUGGUCAAAAAUCCCUGGGAAGGAGCCCAGACCACCAUCUACUGUGCUGUGGAUGAGAGCCUGGCAAACACUAGCGGCCUCUACUACAGCGACUGCGCCCCCAAAAAGCCAGCGCCACAGGCCCUGGAUGAUGCUGCAGCCAAGAAGCUGUGGGACCUCAGUGCUUCUAUGGUUGGUCUGUCUUAAGCGCAGCAGCCUGCCAUACCUGUGUCAGUGCUUCCUUUUUUUUUUUUUUUUUUGGCGAAUCAGCUUCCCUGAUUACAUGGGUUAAAAUAAAGUGCUAAUCUUUAUACUCUAAUAUAUGCAUGGGCUUUACAUUAAAGAUUUUUCACCUGCUCAAAUCUUAUAGGGUUUUCAGAACAACAUUUUACACUAUUUAAACCCGUCAGCAUGCACUUAUUAAACUCAUGUGUUGUUUACUCUUUAUAUAUACUCUGUAUACUUUGCAUACAGUGUAUACUUGUGCAAUACAGCUAUAUCAUUAUGAAAACAAGGUAAUAUUUACUUAUUAAUCUGCCAUUUGGGCUAAUUGGUUGUCAUUUUAACAUGUCAUACACUAUAGUAUUCAUUCUUCUGCCUUCACAUGCAUAUGAACUUGAGUGACAUCCCAUUCUUAAUCCACAGGGUUUAAUAUAAUGUUGGCCCACCCUUUGCAGCUAUAGCAGCUUCAACUCUUCUGGAAAGGCUUUCCAAAAGAUUUAGAUUGUGUUUAUGGGAACUUCUGGCCAUUCUUCCAGAAGCACAUUUGUCAGGUCAGACACUGAUGUUGGACGAGAAGGUCUGGCUCUCAGUCUCCACUCUAAUUCAUCCCAAAGGUGUUCUGUCAGGCUGAGGUCAGGACUCUGUGCAGACCAGUCAAGUUCUUCCAUACCAAACAUGUUUUUUCAUGUCUUUAUGAACCGUGCUUUGUGCACUGGUGUGCAGUCAUGUUUGAACAGGAAGGUGCCAUCCCCAAACUGUUGGUGUACAAUGUAAAUAACAUUGUACACCACAAAGCAUGAAAUUGUCCAAAAUAUCUUGGUAUGCUGAAGCUCCUUAGUUCCUUUCACUGGAACUAAGGAGCUGAGCCCAACUCCUGAAAAAGAGCCGCGCAACAUAGC
Archocentrus centrarchus (flier cichlid) is the source of this 2066-nucleotide messenger RNA. Its product is annotated as retinol dehydrogenase 13. The coding region runs from base 163 to 1152 and encodes 329 amino acids. The record is from RefSeq and is a predicted model, not a curated record. The transcript has 7 exons. Lineage: Eukaryota; Metazoa; Chordata; Actinopteri; Cichliformes; Cichlidae.